Messenger RNA from Erythranthe guttata (spotted monkey flower), 2199 nucleotides. RefSeq names its product sugar transport protein 8. Gene Ontology annotation, biological process: monosaccharide transmembrane transport. Gene Ontology annotation, molecular function: monosaccharide transmembrane transporter activity. The record is from RefSeq and is a predicted model, not a curated record. Lineage: Eukaryota; Viridiplantae; Streptophyta; Magnoliopsida; Lamiales; Phrymaceae. Gene Ontology annotation, cellular component: membrane.
UCGUUUUAAUACUUGUACACUGGAGUUGGUGUACGAAUUUCGGGUGAAAAAAAUAAAAUAAAAAAAGGACUUCUUUUUUCAAAUAAUUGUAAAUAAAAACUCGAUUGACUGGGUUUAUUAUCUCCUACAUUUAAGUAUUUUUUUCAAGAAAUGAGAUGAAUUUGGUUAUGUAUGGAGGGUGGUCAAAGCACAAAGAUCCUCUUUAUCAGGGGCAAUGCUGUAAAUUAGGAACUAACCCCUCGCGAAAACAUGCCUUUAAAACUCCAUACUUUGUUAGUGUGAAAAAAAACACACUUGUACAUUUUAAUUACUACUUAGCUUUACUUUUAACACUUAAUUACACUCCCAAAAAGAGGGAAAAAGAAAAUCAAGAUUCAUGUUCAUGCAAGCCUAGUUUAUUGAGACACUCUCUAUACAAUUUUUCGAGUUACGACGAUUAGAAGAUCGGAAAGAUCGGAAAGAUGACGAACAAUAGCGCAGAGCCUUCCGCACGUAACUACAAAUCGAAGAUCACACCUUACGUCGUGGUGUGUUGGAUUUUCGCAGCCUUCGGAGGAUUGAUGUUUGGAUACGACAUUGGGAUUUCGGGUGGAGUGACGGCGAUGGACGAUUUCUUGGAGAAAUUCUUUCCGCUUAUUUAUCAGAGGAAGCUACACGCAAAGGAAAACAAUUACUGCAAAUACGACGAUCAACUUCUUCAGCUUUUCACGUCGUCGUUGUAUCUCGCGGCUCUCGUCUCCAGCUUCGGAGCGUCCAAGGUGUGCACGGUCCUCGGGAGGCGCCCGACCAUUAGAUUGGCUUCGAUACUCUUCAUCAUUGCGGCUAUAAUUAGUGGAGCGGCACCGAACAAAACUAUUUUGAUUAUCGGUAGGAUAUUGUUCGGAGUCGGAGUCGGAUUCGGUAACGAGUCGGUUCCGCUCUUCCUAUCGGAAGUAGCGCCGGUACAACACAGGGGGGCCGUCAACAUCCUCUUCCAGCUCUUCAUCACAAUCGGAAUCUUCAUCGCAAACAUCGUCAACUACCUAAUCUCCGCCGUCCACCCGUACGGAUGGCGAAUCGCCCUCGGCCUAGCCGGCGUCCCGGGCGUCGUCCUCCUCAUCGGCUCGUUCAUCAUCAUGGAGACCCCCUCCAGCCUGAUCGAGCGCGGCAUGGAGACCGACGGCCGCGAGGCCCUUAAGAAGAUCCGCGGCGUCGACGACGUGGAGGCGGAGCUCGAGAGCAUCCGGUCCGCCUGCGAGAAGGCCCGCCUCGUCAAGCACCCGUUCAAGAAGCUCAUGAAACGCGCCAGCGUCCCCCCGCUAGUCAUCGCGAUCUCGAUCCAGGUCUUUCAGCAGUUCACCGGGAUCAACGCCGUCAUGUUCUACGCGCCGGUCCUCUUCCAGACCGUCGGCUUCAAGACCGACAGCUCGCUCCUCUCCUCCGUCAUCAUGGGCAUGGUCAACGUUCUGAGCACCAUUGUCUCGAUCAUCGCCGUUGACCGUGUCGGCCGUAGGAAAUUGCUCCUCCAAGCUAGUGUCCAGAUGUUCAUAUGCAUGGUUGGAGUUGGAUCAAUUCUACUAGUCCACUUGAAGCCGACGGGGUCACUCGACAAGAGACUAGCGGCGGCGGUGGUGGUGCUUGUCUGCCUUUUCGUGAUGUCGUUCGCGUGGUCGUGGGGUCCAAUGGGGUGGUUGAUUCCGAGCGAGAUAUUCCCUCUGGAAACGAGAACCGCCGGAUUCGCAUUCGCGGUCAGCACAAACAUGCUCUUCACGUUUGUUAUCGCGCAGGGAUUCUUGUCCAUGCUAUGCAACAUGCAGUCGUACAUCUUCUUCUUCUUCGCGGCUUGGAUUUUGGUGAUGGGAUUGUUUGUCCUGUUUUUGCUGCCCGAGACAAAGGGAGUUCCGAUUGAGGCCAUAACCGAGAGGGUUUGGAGGAAGCACCCGGUUUGGAAGAAUUUCAUGGCGAAGGAAAUCGUGAGGAACACCGAGAUGAACUGAAGUGGGAUUCGAGAGUUGAAAUGAAUCGUCUUCCUCUCGCCCGAGUUCUGUUUUUUUGUUUUUUGGAUUCGAUUUAUUUGCGGUUGUUGGUUAUUUUUUUCGUUUCGAAAUAAGAGAGGCUUUAGAUAUUGCGCGCAUUGAAGCGCGGAUGGGCGAAAUAAAGGGCGGAAUAAAGUACUUCUUGUAUUGAUUCAACUUUUUUAUGAGGAAAAAAACCGAUUUU